Molecule: messenger RNA, 856 nt
Organism: Dufourea novaeangliae
Lineage: Eukaryota; Metazoa; Arthropoda; Insecta; Hymenoptera; Halictidae
Product: Kv channel-interacting protein 1
Exons: 5
Coding region: 108-734 (208 amino acids)
Molecular function (GO): calcium ion binding
Source: RefSeq, a predicted model, not a curated record
GUCGGUGUGACCGUGAAAGUGUCCGCCGGAAAGGGAAGUGGAGAACGGCGUGCGAUUCCCCGCGAUAAGGAUCUCUGUUGCGAUAGGAAGCGAAGGAUCGCGAAGGAAUGGCUACGCCGCCGGACUCGCCAGGACCGGAAGAGGCACUUUUCGACUUCGAGAGCUCGAGGACGAGGCAACAGACCACCAGGCCGGUCGCUCUCGAGGAACUGCUACGACAAACAAAAUUUUCCAGACAGGAAAUCCGGGUUAUGUACCGAGGUUUCAAGCAGGAAUGUCCGGAGGGUGUGGUGCACGAGGACUCCUUCAAGGACAUCUAUGCAAAGUUCUUCCCCCAUGGCAACUCCAGCCUCUACGCCCAUUACGUGUUCAAGGCCUUCGACGUGAACUGCAACGGUGCCAUCAGCUUCAGGGAUCUUCUGGUUACCUUGUCCACGCUGCUGCGGGGUAGCAUCUACGAGAAGCUACGAUGGACAUUCAAGCUGUACGACAUAAACGGAGACGGUUGCAUCACAAGGGGCGAGCUGGGGGAGGUUGUGACGGCGGUACACGAGCUUAUGGGCAGGCGACAUCACGCGGAGGAGGAGAGAAAGGCAAGGGAACAGCUGGAUAGGGUGUUCAAGAAACUCGACCUGAACCAGGACGGUGUAAUAACGAUCGAGGAAUUUAUCGAGAGCUGUUUGAAGGACGACGUGAUCACACGAUCGUUGGCCAUGUUCGAUUGCGCGCUUUGAUCUCCGGCCAAGGAAGAGCCGCCGGCAGUGACCACGACGCCGCCCACACCGCUCUCCGUUACGACGACGACGACCUUCUCGCAGUCCCAGUCGCCUUCGCCACCGCCACCGUCCUACUCUCU